AUGGUGUCUGUGCUGCUGCUGCUGCUGUCACUCCUGGGGCCUGCCUGCGCCUGGCUGCCGAUGGAAGCCUGGGGUUCUGGCAAUGUAACUGCAUCUCUCGAUGACACAGGAAACUGCAUCUGCAAAGUGUUUCUACCUGACUUAGCCUUCCCAGCUGACCGGUUGGACAGCAUGCAGAAGAUAUCCAAAGAGCUGAUGGUAGACGUGGAGAUAGAAAUAAAUAAGCUUGUUACCUACAAAGGCAAACUGGUGGCCUUGUUGGAAGAACUGUCGAACCUCACUGUGCGUGUGGAGAUUCUGGAGAGCGGGCCUGACAAGUACAUUAAACUGGAGUUCGAGCUCCUCAGGAUCGAGCUGAGAGCUUUUGAAGCGCUGGUCUCGCAGCUGAAAACAUCUCUCAACUCCUCCUCUUCCUUGUUUGACAGCCUGUACUCUGAGAUCCACAACAUGACCCUCAUCGUUGACCAGCUAGAGAGCUAUGACAAGAGCAACCUGGAGGUGAUCCGCAUUGAGUUCAGCAAACUGCAAAAGAAGCUGGAGGACUGCCAAAAGCUGGAGGAAGACAACACCAGACCAGAGAUUGGGUCCUGCAAGCAUGGAGGUAUAGCCAGCCUCAGCAAGCCCAUCAUCAGCCAGCUGAACGCUCACAUCAGCAACAGCUACAUAUAUGGUGGCUGGGGGAAAGACUCUAAGCCUCUGCCUGGCUUUGAGUCAAUGUACUGGUACUCAGGACAGACAAGCACUGUAAUGACUCACAUUAACCUGUACUCUGACUAUUACAAAUUGAUUUUAAGAAGUGCAUUCAAGUCACAUGCAUACAAAGAUUAUCCCAAUAAUGGUUUUCGAGGUAGUGGCAAUAAUUACAUUGUGCAUGCAAACCAUUUUUAUUACCAGUGUUACAACACAGCCAGCAUGUGCAGGCUAAAUUUGACCUCUCUGACCCAUGAGGCCAGAGUGCUGCCUCAGGCCAGCCUCCGGUUCUCAUACAGCUACUCCCCAGAUCAGAACUUUGACUUUGCAGCUGAUGAGAGCGGCCUGUGGGUGACUUACGGCACAGAGAGCUCCAAAGGCAACAUGGUCAUUGCCAAAAUAGACGUAAAUGCGUUUGGGGUGGAGCAGGUGUGGGAGACCAGCGUGUUCAGACGGUCAGUGGGCAACGCCUUCAUGGUGUGCGGAGUUCUAUACGCCACCCGAUCAGUCGACAUUCACACAGAGGAGAUCUUCUACUCCUUCGACACCCGCUCAGGCCAGGAGAGAUACCUCAGCAUUCCCUUUGAGAAGUUCCAGGAGAAUUACGUCAACCUGGACUACAACCCCACCGACCAAAAGCUCUACAUGUACAACAAUGGCUACUAUGUGUCCUACCAUGUGAAGUUUAAUAAGGAGAAUCAGGUGAGGGGGCGUCUCCAGCUGGCACCGUGGAAGGAGAACGGGACGAUUGCUGAAACCUCUGACGCUCGGGCCACUCGGCCUCUGACGUCACGCCCCAUGGGCGCAGGCUCCUCUAAGGUGCGCGGAGAUGAGCUGGCCUGUCAGCAGAAUCAGGGAGCCGUGGACAGAGAUUUCUCUGAGGAGCAGGCUGAGCCUUUGAGAGCGGAGAUGUGGGCAAGGCAGAAGAAGCCGGUAGCAGCAUGA
This is a messenger RNA of Megalops cyprinoides (Indo-Pacific tarpon), 1635 nucleotides long. RefSeq names its product olfactomedin-4. Bases 1 to 1635 code for a protein of 544 amino acids. NCBI's taxonomy places the organism in Eukaryota, Metazoa, Chordata, Actinopteri, Elopiformes, Megalopidae. Gene Ontology annotation, biological process: signal transduction. The record is from RefSeq and is a predicted model, not a curated record. The transcript has 8 exons.